AUGUCGGGCGUGCCAUUCACGAGUCCUUUCGGGGCCAACUCGAAUCCAUUUGGCUCCGGCUCGAGAUCCAACGCGGCUGGUGGCAUGCAGCAAGUGAUUGAAGAGGAGGAGAAUGACACAAUUACCUCGCCCACAACACCAAACUUUGCCCUCCAGCCAAGCCCUCGUGGGCCGUUUGGGGGAGAUGCAGCCUCUGACCAAGCCGCAAACGCACCCCAGAACCCACCUCCUGGUGAAUAUCCCGCCCAGUACAACUUUGGUCGCCGAACGUCCGUCUCAGCCGAGUCUUUGAAGCCGAACGCCGAUUCAUAUGAUAAUUGGAAGCCUCCUGUGCACCCGAAGAAUCCUGAGCAACUGGAGCGGCUCAAGAAGGCUAUCGAGGGUAACUUUUUGUUCAGCCAUUUGGAUGAAGAGCAGAGUGCCCAGAUUCUGGGUGCCCUGGUAGAAAAGCCCAUUCCCGCCAAAGAUAUCAAGGUUAUUUCUCAAGGAGACGCCGGAGACUUCUUCUAUGUUGUAGAGAAGGGUAGUUUUGACGUCUAUGUCAGUAGCAGUGGCGCACUUCAGCCAGGCCCGGAAGGCAUGGGCCAGAAGGUCGGCACCAUUGAGGCUGGUGGAUCCUUCGGCGAGCUUGCCUUGAUGUACAAUGCGCCCCGCGCAGCGACCGUCGUGUCUGCCGAGCCGAAUUGUACCCUUUGGGCCUUGGAUCGGCUGACCUUCCGCCGCAUCCUGAUGGAGUCGACUUUUGCUCGCCGGCGCAUGUAUGAGACCUUCUUGGAGGAAGUGCCUCUUCUGUCGACCCUUACCCCUUACGAGAGGUCCAAGAUUGCCGAUGCGUUGGAGACGCAGAAAUUCCCUCCGGGCACUACGAUCAUCAAGGAGGGCGACCCAGGCCACUCCUUCUACCUCCUGGAGAGCGGAGAGGCAGAUGCGUUCAAGGAGGGCACGGACACGAGCGUCAAGCGUUAUGGGAAGGGCGACUUCUUUGGCGAGCUCGCGCUGUUGAACGAUGCCCCCCGUGCCGCGAGCGUAGUAUCCCGCACCGAGGUCAAGGUAGCCACUCUUGGCAAAUCUGCCUUUCAGAGACUGCUUGGUCCCGUCGAGGGCAUCAUGAGGCGGACCAGGUAUGAGGGAGUCAAGGCAGGUGUGGAGGAGAUGGAUCCCCUACAUACCGCAUAG
Thyridium curvatum is the source of this 1176-nucleotide messenger RNA. RefSeq lists its product as uncharacterized. Bases 1 to 1176 code for a protein of 391 amino acids. The transcript has 2 exons. The record is from RefSeq and is a predicted model, not a curated record. Gene Ontology annotation, cellular component: cAMP-dependent protein kinase complex; nucleus. NCBI's taxonomy places the organism in Eukaryota, Fungi, Ascomycota, Sordariomycetes, Thyridiales, Thyridiaceae. Gene Ontology annotation, biological process: regulation of protein phosphorylation. Gene Ontology annotation, molecular function: cAMP-dependent protein kinase regulator activity.